AUGGAGGCUGAAGACACAGCUCGAGGAGGAGUGGCCCCUGGACUCUCCCGGCCUGGCCUGGUACCCGUCAGCAUCAUCGGGGCUGAGGAUGAGGAUUUUGAGAAUGAACUAGAGACGAACUCGGAAGAACAAAACAGCCAGUUCCAGAGCCUGGAGCAGGUGAAGCGUCGGCCCGCCCACCUCCUGGCCCUCCUGCAGCAUGUGGCCCUGCAGUUCGAGCCCGGACCCCUGCUCUGCUGCCUACACUCGGACAUGCUGGGCACCCUGGGCCCCAAGGAAGCCAAGAAGGCCUUCCUCGACUUCUACCACAGCUUCCUGGAAAAGACAGCGGUUCUGAGGGUUCCAGUGCCUCCCAGUGUCGCCUUUGAACUUGACCGUACGCGGCCUGACCUCAUCUCCGAGGAUCUCCAGCGGCGGUUUGUGCAGGAGGUGGUGCACAGCCAACAGAUGGCCGUCACCCGGCAGCUGGAGGACUUCCGUUCCAAGCGGCUCAUGGGCAUGACUCCCUGGGAGCAGGAGCUGGCCCAGUUGGAGGCCUGGGUGGGGCGGGACCGCAACACCUAUGAGGCCCGGGAACGGCACGUGGCGGAGCGGCUGCUGUCCCACCUCGAGGAGAUGCAACCUACGAUCUCUACCGAUGAAGAAAAGAGUGCUGCUGUGGUCAGCGCUAUCAGCCUGUACAUGCGCCACCUGGGGGUGCGGACCAAGAGCGGGGACAAGAAAUCCGGGAGAAACUUCUUCAGGAUAAAGGUGAUGGGGAACCGUCGGUCAGAUGAGCCUCCCAAGACCAAGAAAGGGCUGAGCAGCAUCCUGGAUCCUGCCCGCUGGAACCGGGGAGAUUCCCAGGUACCAGAUUUCCGACACCCUAAAGUUGAGGUUGAAGCUGAGAAACCAAGCUCCAUAGACCGGAAGGGAGGCCUGGUGGGGCCUUCCCGGGACCGGAAUGUCGGGUCCUCCACUGGACAAGAACAGACCGGGCUCUCUGUGAACUCUAUGACUGGAGACGGCCCAGACCGAGAACCAGGUGCUGACCCUCCAUUGGAGCUGGGGGACCCACCUCCACAGGGCCCGACCAGCCUGGAACCCCUGGCGCCCCCAGAGAGUACUGAGGAGGCUGUUGACACAGAGAGAAGGUGGAAGAGGCUGUCGGGGCGUCUGGGACGCUCAGAGAGCCUUCGGGUGAGUGACCGCCGCCGGCCUUCCCGGGGCCACCUCGGGGCUAAGGGCCGGGGUGGGGGCCGCUCCCGGAGCGACGUGGACAUGGACCCCAGCUCUGCCACGGCUGUGCUUGGCCCUGCCCGACGAGCCACCCCCGAGCCUGGAGACGAGGGGGAGUCGGGGCGGUCAGGCCUGGAGCUGGAACCCGAAGAGCCCCCCGGCUGGCGGGAGCUGGUCCCCCCGGGUACCCUGCAGAGCCUGCCCAAGAGUCAAGUGAAGAGGCAGGAGGUCAUCAGUGAGCUGCUGGUGACCGAGGCUGCGCACGUACGCAUGCUCCGUGUGCUGCAUGACCUCUUCUACCAGCCCAUGGCAGACGGCGGCUUCUUCCCACAUGAGGAGCUGCAGAACAUCUUCCCCAGCCUGGAUGAGCUCAUCGAGGUGCACUCUCUCUUCCUUGAUAGCCUGAUGAAGCGGAGGCAAGACAGUGGCUACCUCAUUGAGGAGAUUGGAGAUGUGCUGCUGGCCCGCUUUGAAGGCGCUGAGGGCUCCUGGUUCCAGAAAAUCUCCUCCCGCUUCUGCAGCCGCCAGUCUUUUGCCUUAGAGCAGCUCAAAGCCAAGCAGCGCAAGGAGCCUCGAUUCUGUGCCUUCGUGCAGGAUGCAGAGAGCCGUCCAAGGUGCCGCCGCUUACAGCUAAAGGACAUGAUCCCCACAGAGAUGCAGCGGCUGACCAAGUACCCCCUGCUCCUCCAGAGCAUCGGCCAGAACACAGAAGAGCCUGGGGAACGGGAAAAAGUGGAGCGGGCGGCCGAGUGCUGCCGGCAAAUUCUACACCAUGUCAAUCAGUCUGUACGGGACAUGGAGGACCUGCUGAGGCUCAAGGACUAUCAGCGGCGCCUGGACUUGUCACACCUUCGGCAGAGCAGUGACCCCAUGCUGAGCGAGUUCAAGAAUCUGGACAUCACCAAGAAAAAACUCAUCCAUGAGGGCCCGCUGACGUGGCGGGUGACAAAGGACAAGGCCGUAGAAGUCCACGUGCUCCUUCUGGAUGACCUGCUGCUGUUGCUUCAGCGUCAGGACGAGCGGCUGCUGCUAAAAUCCCACAGCCGCACGCUGACACCCACGCCUGAUGGCAAGACCAUGCUGCGGCCCGUGCUGCGACUGACCUCCGCCAUGACCCGAGAGGUGGCCACCGAUCACAAAGCCUUCUAUGUUAUUUUCACUUGGGACCAGGAGGCCCAGAUCUACGAGCUGGUGGCUCAGACUGUGUCUGAGCGGAAGAACUGGUGCACCCUCAUCACUGAGACCGCCGGAUCCCUGAAAGUCCCUGCCCCUGCUUCCCGCCCCAAACCCCGACCCAGCCCCAGCAGCACUCGAGAACCCCUACUCAGCAGCUCUGAGAGCAGCAAUGGCACCCGGGAGCUGCCUCCUGGUGAUGGCCGCAUGGAGAGGGUCCUCAGUGACCUCCUGCCUUUCUGCAGACCAGGCCUCGAGGGCCAGCUCGCUGCCACUGCCCUUCAGAAAGUGCUAUCCCUGAAGCAGCUCCUGUUGCCCACGGAGGAGGACAGCCCGACAGGACCUCCCCGAGAUGGGGAUGAGGUCCUCGGUGGCGGACCCCUGAGCCCAGCACAGAGUCAGGAGGUCCAGGAGAAGCUGCUUGGCCUAGAGGAGACCAUGAAGCAGCUCGAGGAGAUGGAGGAGGAAUUUUGUCGCCUGCGAUUCCUCCUGUCCCAGCUUGGGGGAACACUGUUCCCCAGCCUGGCUGCACCUGAGACUUCUGCCCUCUCAGGCAUCGUCUUCUGGGUCGACCCCACAGUAUGGCCUCUAGACCCCUUGCCUUACUCCAGUUGCUCAUUCAUUCAUUCAAACACCUCCGACAGACAGUUGAGUGAGAACGUCUCUCCCCCACAACCCCACGGUCACCCAGGGCACUGA
This is a messenger RNA of Chrysochloris asiatica (Cape golden mole), 3090 nucleotides long. It is a transcript of the gene ARHGEF1, whose product is annotated as Rho guanine nucleotide exchange factor (GEF) 1. Gene Ontology annotation, molecular function: guanyl-nucleotide exchange factor activity; G protein-coupled receptor binding; GTPase activator activity. The record is from RefSeq and is a predicted model, not a curated record. NCBI's taxonomy places the organism in Eukaryota, Metazoa, Chordata, Mammalia, Afrosoricida, Chrysochloridae. Gene Ontology annotation, biological process: G protein-coupled receptor signaling pathway. Gene Ontology annotation, cellular component: cytoplasm.